UCCACAGCAGUCCUUACAGGUUAUCGGUCCACAGACGAACCAUAGUCAUCCUACAGCUACCCUCGCUUCUACUACAAACCAUCCAUCCACCCUCUCUGUAGGUUACUAUUUACCCUCUUUGAGUGGUUUUCAAACGCACGACAAAAUGGCCGCAAUCCCAUCAAGUGGCUCUCUUAUCGCCACACAUGACUACUAUAGAAGACGUCUCGGGUCCAACUCCAGUAGCAGCUCUUGUGGGAGCUCCGAGUACACUGGGGAGGUUAUUCCACACCAUCCAGCACUUCCAAGGCAAGACUCUGGUCACUGGUGGACUUCGUUCUUCUUUGCAAAGCAGAACCAGCUCUCUGUGCAAAAUGGCUCUGAUCAGAGGAAUGGAUCCUUAACAGUGUCCAAUGGGCAGGUGACCUGCAUCGCCAAGGAAAUGGUUAGGACCAGACAACUCAGCGAAAGCAGCGAAAAUGGAAAAUAUGAACCCACGUCCCCUCCACCAACAUCUUCCUAGUCCUCAUUACCUUAUUGUCUAACCCCCCCUUCCUUCCUUUGCACCUUACUCACCAUCCACCUGCCACUACUAACAUAGUCCACCAGUGGAGAUGUAGGAUGGUGGUAGCGGUGAUGGUGUUUUAUUACCUUUAGUUGAAUAUCUUAUUUGUUUUAUUGCCUGUAUAUAGUAUGUUUAUAUCCUGACCAAAAGUUAUAAAAAAAAAUGUUUAUGUGAAUUUUUUUGUAUUUGUUGUAAUAAAUUACAACUGAUAUUAUUAAAAUGAAUUUA
Messenger RNA from Cyprinodon variegatus (sheepshead minnow), 772 nucleotides. RefSeq names its product pancreatic progenitor cell differentiation and proliferation factor A-like. The record is from RefSeq and is a predicted model, not a curated record. Bases 146 to 502 code for a protein of 118 amino acids. NCBI's taxonomy places the organism in Eukaryota, Metazoa, Chordata, Actinopteri, Cyprinodontiformes, Cyprinodontidae. Gene Ontology annotation, biological process: cell differentiation; multicellular organism development. The transcript has 5 exons.